Malaya genurostris is the source of this 1936-nucleotide messenger RNA. It is a transcript of the gene ifc, whose product is annotated as sphingolipid delta(4)-desaturase DES1. Gene Ontology annotation, molecular function: sphingolipid delta-4 desaturase activity. Lineage: Eukaryota; Metazoa; Arthropoda; Insecta; Diptera; Culicidae. Bases 233 to 1198 code for a protein of 321 amino acids. Gene Ontology annotation, cellular component: membrane. Gene Ontology annotation, biological process: ceramide biosynthetic process. The transcript has 2 exons. The record is from RefSeq and is a predicted model, not a curated record.
UGCCGUGUGAGUUAGUAUUGUGUAUAUAUACUUACGUUGUGUAGUUCUUUCUAUCGCAAUAUCGAGCCGUCCGGUAAAAGUUUAACAGUGGAAAAAAAUCCGUUCAUCAUCCACUUGAAUAGCCGAUUUCUUCAAUGUAGCUAUAGAAAACAGUUUUUUUUCGGGCUCUCGAUUGUGGAGAUAUUGUGUUUUUAUUUUCAACAUAUUUUUGGAUCCUUUAUCACGCAUCAAAAUGGGACAGCACGUUUCCAGAACCGAUUUCGAGUGGACAUACACGGAAGAACCGCACGCUAGCCGUAGGAAAUUAAUCCUUCAAAAAUAUCCUCAAAUAAAGAAGCUAUUUGGAUAUGAUCCUCAGUUCAAGUGGGUGGCCACUGGUAUGGUGUUGGCACAGUUUGCUAUGCUUUUCGUGAUGAAAGAUCAAUCGUGGAAAAUGAUUUUUCUUCUUGCUUAUUGUUUUGGAGGUGUCAUUAACCACUCUCUUAUGUUGGCCUGCCACGAAAUUGCUCACAAUCUAGCUUUCGGGCACUCAAGACCGAUGGCUAACAGACUGUUUGGAUUUUUCUGCAACCUACCCAUCGGUUUGCCAAUGUCUGUGAGCUUCAAAAAAUAUCACUUGGAACAUCAUCGAUACCAAGGAGAUGAAGUGAUUGAUACAGAUUUACCGACACUACUCGAAGCGAAGCUGUUUUGCAAUACUUUUGGAAAGUUCCUGUGGGUCUGCUUGCAACCAUUGUUUUACAUUUUCCGGCCGCUAGUCGUAAAUCCUAAACCACCCCAGAGGCUAGAAAUCAUAAAUGGUGUUAUUCAGUUGGUGUUCAACGCUAUCGUUGUAUACUUUUUCGGCUGGAAAGUGAUGUUUUAUCUUGUGAUUGGAUCUCUUUUGGCAAUGGGGCUUCAUCCAGUUGCCGGUCAUUUCAUUUCGGAGCAUUACAUGUUUGCCAAGGGUUUCGAGACUUACUCUUACUACGGGCCGCUCAAUUGGAUUACUUUCAAUGUAGGAUAUCAUAAUGAACAUCACGAUUUCCCAGCCGUGCCGGGCCGGUACCUUCCUGAGGUAAAAAAGAUUGCGCCGGAAUUCUAUGACACAAUUCCACAGCACACAUCUUGGACGGCAGUUCUUUAUGAUUUCAUCACCGAUCCCGCGAUAGGGCCGUAUGCUAGAAUCAAACGGAAGGCGAGGGGUCUGGAUUCCUAAACACCUAAAACUGAGGAAAUCUCAACACUAUCGUCCACGAUAUAUAUAUUAUUAUAAAGUAUGACUAUUUUUUCCGGAUUCCUCAAAAUUGACCUAGGAAAACAAAAACAAAUGCUACGAUUUAUAUAGGUAUUGAGUAUAUACAAACUCUAGAAGUGUAAUUUUUAUCUACGUUGGUUGUACAAACUUGAUGGCCAUUGUUUGUUGUUUUUUAUUUGCUUAGUGUUCGCAAACCUUUUCAAUGCCCAUCUUUGCGAAUGAAAUAAUGUUAAUGGAUGAAAUGAAUUCAUUUACAUCAGUCGAUAGUCUAAUAUCAGGAUAUUAUUUCAUGUAUUUAUUACUCGGAUCUAGAAUUUAAUCGAAUUGUUUAAACCAGUUGCAGCACCGGUCUGCUAAUAUUUUGUGUGUGCUUCAUUCUUUCUUUAGUUAUUGGAAAACUAAUAAAACUAGUUAACCUAAAUAACGAAGCACGCUCGGAUUUAUAGUUAGAAGAACUAAUUGAAUUGAAACUGACGGGUAGAUUUCGCUUUCUACAGAAGGUUUAGACGUCACUAAAUAUUGAGUCCUAAUAGAGAGUAAUCUAAUCGUUAACCGAACUAGAACUGAAACUGAUGAUCUAUGAAUGUCAAGAGUGUAAGAAGGAUACCUAACAAACCAGUUGCUUAAUAGAUACUAUAUUUCUAACCAAAUGUGCAGAUGUACUGGAAUAUAUGUGUGGACUAGAAUCUAGUCUAUGAA